This is a messenger RNA of Schistocerca cancellata (South American locust), 1368 nucleotides long. Its product is annotated as GTP-binding protein 10 homolog. The record is from RefSeq and is a predicted model, not a curated record. Gene Ontology annotation, molecular function: magnesium ion binding; GTP binding; GTPase activity. The coding region runs from base 110 to 1264 and encodes 384 amino acids. Gene Ontology annotation, cellular component: mitochondrion. The transcript has 7 exons. NCBI's taxonomy places the organism in Eukaryota, Metazoa, Arthropoda, Insecta, Orthoptera, Acrididae.
UUGCUGAAGUCAAUGUCAAAGAUAAUGUACGCGUUGCGAUGUAAAUAAACAAAUCGGCGUGUACCAAAACAAAACAGUGGUAACUGGUUAUGAUUGAAACGUUAAUGUAAUGGUAGCUUUCAGUUAUGUUCUAGCCGCUGCGUCGAAACAUAAGGCAACAAGAAAAUUCUUGCGUGGUAAAUUUAUCGAUUCAUUGAGAAUUCAUGUCAAAGGUGGCUCUGGUGGUAACGGUCUUCCAAAAUAUGGUGGUGUUGGUGGCAAAGGAGGAGAUGUCUAUGCUGUAGCAAAGGAAGGAAUAACCUUGAAAGAUGUACAGAAAAAGUUCCCAACAAAGCGCAUUUCUGCAGCUUCAGGAGGAAAUAGUCUGCGUACCAGUAUUCUUGGGAAGCCAGGUGAAGAUAAGGUUAUAGAAGUCCCAACUGGUAUUACAGUUAUCGAUGAACACAAAAGAACCCUAGGUCAGUUGGACAAUGAUGGAGAGAAACUCCUCCUUGCAAGAGGCGGUGCCGGUGGUGCCCCACAUUCUCAGUUCCUGGGCAGAAGUGGCCAAGUGCAUUCUGUCACUCUUGAUUUAAAAAUUAUUGCAGAUGUUGGGCUUGUAGGCUUUCCAAACGCAGGGAAAUCUUCCCUCUUGCGAGCCAUUUCUCAAGCGAAGCCAAAAGUGGCCUCUUAUCCCUUCACAACCGUGAGGCCAGAGAUUGGAAUUAUUGAAUAUUCAGAUAUGAGGCAGAUCAGCAUUGCAGACCUACCUGGACUUAUUGAGGGUGCUCAUGUGAAUGUGGGACUGGGCCAUAAGUUUCUUAAGCAUGUGGAACGCACUCGACUCCUAGUACUUGUUGCCGAUGUGCAAGGAUUCCAACUGAGCCCGCAGCACAGGCAUCACACAUGUCUUGAUACUGUAGUGCUUCUUAAUAAGGAGUUGGAGCUCUAUGAUGAUAACUUGCUAGAUAAGCCAGCUAUAUUGCUUAUAAACAAGAUGGAUACAAAAGGUGCUGAAGAAAUGUUUGCAACUAUCAAAGAUAAGCUGCAUCAUUUAUCAGACAUGGAAGAGCUAGAACCAGAUAGUCUCCCAAGAAGGGUGUUGCAGUUUCAUGAUGUGAUUCCCAUUUCUGUACAGUGUGAUGCUCUAAGUGUACAAAAAGUAAAGGAACGAAUUAGGGCUGUACUGGACUUCCAAGCUGAAUUAUUAAAAGAAGACAAUGAAAAUUCUGUUCUUCAGAAUAUUCGAACACAAAACAAGGAAUUUGCAGCAAAGAUGGUGUGAUAACUUGGGAGUUAUUUUCUAAAUGUAUUUACUUUAUCAUUUCUUAUAUGUAGAAAUACAAGAUUGUCUAAAAAGUUAUUUGUAAGAUUUUUUUCUUGUCUCUU